AUGGGGUGCAAAGUCCUGCACGGCCUUGGUCAGCAGAUGCUGCGACGGAAGGUGGUGGACUGCAGCAGGGAAGAGAGCCGGCUGUCCCGCUGCUUGAACACCUUUGACCUGGUGGCUCUCGGGGUGGGCAGUACGCUGGGGGCUGGUGUCUAUGUCCUGGCUGGAGCUGUGGCCCGGGAGGAUGCCGGCCCCGCCAUUGUCAUCUCCUUUCUGAUUGCCGCGCUGGCCUCAGUGCUGGCCGGCCUGUGCUAUGGCGAGUUUGGUGCUCGUGUCCCCAAGACCGGCUCGGCCUACCUGUACAGCUACGUAACUGUGGGCGAGCUCUGGGCCUUCAUCACCGGCUGGAACUUGAUCCUCUCUUACAUCAUCGGUACUUCAAGUGUAGCAAGAGCCUGGAGCGCAACCUUUGAUGAGCUGCUUGGCAAACCCAUCGGGGAGUUCUCACGAAAACACAUGGCCCUGAAUGCUCCCGGAGUGCUGGCUGAAACUCCUGACAUACUUGCUGUGAUCAUAAUUCUCAUCUUAACAGGACUUUUAACUCUUGGUGUGAAAGAGUCAGCCAUGGUCAACAAAAUAUUCACCUGCAUCAAUGUUCUGGUCCUGGGCUUCAUUGUGGUGUCAGGCUUUGUGAAGGGAUCCAUUAAAAACUGGCAGCUCACAGAACAGGAUAUCUCGAAUGCAUCCAGCCAUCUGUGUCUCAACAAUGACACAAAAAUAGAGAAACAUGGUGUUGGUGGAUUCAUGCCCUUUGGGUUUUCUGGUGUCCUUUCGGGGGCAGCGACCUGCUUCUAUGCCUUCGUGGGUUUCGACUGCAUUGCUACCACUGGUGAGGAAGUCAAGAACCCCCAAAAGGCCAUCCCCGUGGGCAUCGUUGCAUCCCUUCUGAUCUGCUUCAUCGCAUACUUCGGAGUGUCUGCUGCUCUCACACUCAUGAUGCCCUACUUCUGCCUGGACACAAACAGCCCCCUGCCUGAUGCCUUCAAGCAUGUGGGCUGGGAAGGUGCCAAGUAUGCAGUGGCUGUCGGUUCUCUCUGUGCACUUUCCACCAGUCUUCUAGGUUCCAUGUUUCCCAUGCCACGAGUUAUCUACGCCAUGGCCGAAGAUGGACUGCUGUUUAAGUUUCUGGCCAGAAUCAAUGAUAGAACCAAAACACCAGUAAUCGCCACACUAGCCUCAGGUGCUAUUGCUGCUGUGAUGGCCUUCCUCUUUGACCUGAAGGACUUGGUGGACCUCAUGUCCAUUGGCACUCUCCUGGCUUACUCUUUGGUGGCUGCCUGUGUAUUGGUCUUAAGGUAUCAGCCAGAACAGCCUAACCUGGUAUACCAAAUGGCCAGAACAACUGAUGAGCUAGAUCAAGUCGACCAGAAUGAGCUGGUGAGCACCAGCGAUUCCCAGACAGGCUUUUUACCAAAAGCAGAAAAGUUAUCUUUGAAAAGCAUACUCACACCUAAAAAUAUGGAGCCUUCCAAAUUAUCUGGACUCAUUGUGAACAUUUCAGCCAGCCUCAUAGCUAUUUUUAUCAUCACUAUAUGCAUUGUGGCCGUGAUUGGAAGAGAGGCUCUAGGCAAAGGGGAGCUGUGGGCAAUCCUUGUGGUCACAGGAUCGACCCUUCUCAGUGCAGCGGUCAUGGGCAUCAUCUGGAGGCAGCCUGAGAGCAAGACCAAGCUUUCAUUUAAGGUGCCCUUCUUGCCAGUGCUCCCCAUCCUGAGCAUUUUUGUGAACAUCUAUCUCAUGAUGCAGCUAGACCAGGGCACAUGGGUCCGGUUUGCAGUCUGGAUGCUGAUAGGCUUCAGCAUCUACUUCGGCUAUGGGCUGUGGCACAGUGAGGAGGCAUCCCUGGCUGCUGACCAGGCAAGGACUACAGAUGGCAAUUUGGACCAGUGCAAAUGACCUGCAGCCCUGCCCGCCGGAGGUGGCAGCAGCCCCAAGGGAUGGCUGUAGAGGACAGGGAGGUACCUCCCUUUCUCUCCUGAUGCAACAGAAACCACCCAUAUUUGUGACACCUCCAAUGACACCAAAGGUGCAGCCAGCUAAACUCCAGCCUCAGCCACAGCCAACGUGCCUGGCUGGCCCUGGCCCUGCAGCCAGCUCACAAGGCCCUGGUCACCUCUGACAGCUCUCUGGCCCAGACCACCUGGCUGUGUCUGGGCACCUGUCUCCUCAUUUUCCUCUGAACAAAGAAAUAAACCCCUCCCCUCAUCAGCUCAGCCUUGCUGCUGCACCCCUGGGCAGAAGGGAGAUCCCUUGUCUCCUGCCUUGGAAACAGACCUCCCUUCCUGGACUGCUCUGGUAUUGCAAAUGUACAGACCCCUGAUCUUUAGCAGCCAUCUUCCCCUUCAGCCCUGAACAGCUGGCCAUAGAUCACGAUGAGUAGCACAAAACCCCGGCUAUGCCAUACCCAGAGCCACUUCUGCCCUCUGAGUUGCUUCCAGAUGGGUUGUUAGGAUGGGGCUUCUCCCCACCAUCUCCCCUCCAAGCAGGGCUUUGCUCUGACUCGGUGAUGAGUGGAUCCCGUUCCGUGGCACAGCAGCAGGACUGAGGGCAGGUGAUUUGUCUUCGCAUGGGAGAGGGGAGGCUCUUGUGGGAGCAGGAGCAUCAAGGUGGGGGAGGGCUGACUGCUCACAUGUGAGUGAGUGUGUGAGUGUGUGUGUGUGCAUAAACCGGGGGCAUUCUCUAGUCCUCUUCCCUCCAGGACUGGGACAGUCCCUGAUGCUUUUUUGUCUGUCACCACUGCCUGUGUGUUCUGAGUAACUGGAACACGAGGCUGUGUUCGUGUAGCACUGGUCUCAAGUUGGCAGAGCCGAGAACCCUGUUUUCCUUGGGUCGUUGCCAUUCACUGAGUUGCACGGGUCUUGGAAAAUCCUCAGGACAAGUGGCAACCCGGUGCGGGGUCGUGAUGCUUCUGGCCCCGACAUGGCCUAUGUGGCCUGCUACAUGUGAUGAAAUGGAAUCCUCCUGUUAGUUGCCAUGAAUCACUCCACCCAGUUAAGUUGGGCCCUAACGUUAACUUGACAAAUGGCCAAAUAGUUCCACAUGCCAUUGGCACAUGGUUUAGGCUGUGUGGCCCACAAGGGAGAUGACUUGCAGUCCUAUUGCUGUCCCUCUCAUGUAUCUGUCUUCCAAGGGCUGUGGCUUGAUAAACUGGUGAGAUUGUAUCCAUGACUUGGACCUUGUGCCUCCAGAGGCCUGGGAGCUGUAGGUCUAGCUGGGAUGCCAGUGUCCCUCUGUGUACACGCUGCACCCCUUCCUCUUCCCUGUAGUUAGGUGCGGCCCACAGCCCACAGCAUGUUCUAACACUCCUUGUAGAUUGAAGCCAUGGGACGAGACAGAAGAGAUGGAGCCUCAUUUCCACAUAGAGUACCAUUCAGAGCCACCAAGACUGGCUUGGAUGGGGUGAGGGAGACACCAUGGGGAGGAAAGUGGUGCUUUUGAAGCCUAGCCUUCCAUUCUGUCCCUGCCUAGCCUUCGAUACAAUUAGCCUGGGGGCAGUUGGCUUCUUCCCUCUGCUGCAGAAGGUUCUUGGAGAGAAAUGCACGAGUUAGUGAAAGUGAGCUGGGGAUGGGGAUUGGUGGCAGGCAAGGCUCUGGGUUUCACCCUCAGUGCUAGCGAAUAAAUUAGUCUAAUAGCCUAGAGGUCUGGGCAGCCGGAAGAGGGUGGCCACACGGCCAAGAGCCGGGCCUUUGUACCGGACCUGGACCUCUGGCUGGAAGCUUUCUAAAGAUCAGCUGUAUUUCACAGAGUAUCAUAAGGCCCACCCCAAGCUUGGGCGUCCAAAGAAAUGUAUUUAAAUUCAUGUAGAUUGGUGCUAUAAAAUAUUUCGAUAAAUAUUAACUUAUUUUGUUGGGUUUUGGUUAUCUGUUGUCUUCUUACAACAGCUAUUUGUUUGCCUGAUUUUUUGUGGUUAUUUUUCUAUGCAGACAAAGAAAAUAUAAGGCAAAGAGGGUAUCCAGUGAGGUAGGUAAUGGGGAGAAAAUUUUUGUUUUUUUCUUAACUUUAAUUUUUUUCUGGCUAAAAUUUCUGUACAAGACAGCACCCAGUAGUCUAUUUACACUUGACAUUCAGUUAGCAACCUGCAUUGUUCUAGAAAGUUGAAACAUAAAUUUUGGGUUUACCCCUCCAUGGACUCUAUCAUAUGGACAUGCUGAUAGGAGAUCCCUCCUCCUCUCCCUCUCAGGUGCCUCAGCAUGGGACAUAGGAGCUCACACAGGCACUAGGAGGGGGAAUGUGGGAUUCUUGCAUCCUCCCUUGUUGGCAGAAUGACUUCCUAGUCACCUAGGAAAGGUGACUUAUGUGAAUAGUUUAUUGGUCACUGUGGUUUCCUUAAGAACAGGUGCAUACUGUGGCCAGGGGCCUUCCCACCUGUGUACCAGGACGGUGAUGUCUUGGAGUAAGCCUCACAAAUUCAAUAUACUUUCUUAUUGCAUCCCUCACUCUUUCUCCUGAAGUAAAAACACACAGCCUCCCUCCCCUAAGCCUCAACAGUGACCAGUAGUUUCACCUGUCUUAACCCUCUGCCCAAAUAAGAAUAUCAUUCAGAGCUGCGUGGCUGGGACAGUAUUUUCCUGCGGUCAGAAUUUACACAUUCUGAAGACACACACAUCCUGCAGGAAUACACUUUCAUCUUGCCUCAGCUCCAAAGAGUCACCUUAGAGAGACGUUUUCAAUUAGUAAGCAUCUUUCCUGUCUCUGGGCAUAAAUUCGUGAGGAACCCAAUUCAUGAAGAGCUCUGUCUCCCAGGAACUCUGCUAAAAAGUGGGGGUAAAGGGCACCUCCAGGGCAGCAGUAGAGCCCCAGUAGGUGGGGGGCCUCACCACAGGGAGGGAACUGUCCCAGGAGACGUGGGGCCUCUGUACACACACACACGCACACACACCCCUUAAGCAGGCCCUUGUGGGUCAGACUGUCUUUCAAACCAAGAGGAAAGAAUGGUACACUUUCUUUUCUGGGCUGAUUCAGAAAGAUUACUAAAUUUAUACUGUUAGGAUUGCCCACAUUUUCCCCCAGUUUGGAUUUUAUUUUUGCAAUAGCAAAACCUCUUUCCAUUGAGUCUCUUAUCUCUGUCAGGCAGUCAGCCACCCGGUCCCAUUGGCCGAUGUGGUGGUUCGGGUACCCGCCCUCCUGUGAUGUGGCAGCCGGAAGUGACUGACGGGCUCCCAGGCUUCUCCACCCCUCAUGCCCGAGGCACCGGCACACUCCCCACCAACAGUGCACCCCAGAGGUGACAUGCGGCCUAUCCCCACCUUGUCCAUUGCAUCUGCUGUGCUUCAUCUGUGUGGCUGGGGAAACAGGUGGGAAUAGCUGCUUAGUCCCCUUGCCCCAUCCCCAAGCAGGCUGUAAUCCUGCUCUUGCCUAAGGUGGGGUGAAGCUUAGAGACAGCUGUGAAGAAUAGGCAGGAAGUGGGGUUUCUGGGGUGUGUGGAUACACCCUAUAGAGGCCCCACCCAGACUUGGAGGCAAGGGCAGGGGCACUGGCAGAUGUUAACCUCAAUGCUAGAGAAAACCUGCCUGGCUGUGUGCCAGGGCCCAUUUGCCUGACUUGAAUGCUCCUUGUUCACAUGGACACAUUUCUUUACAAGAUCUGAUGGUUCUGUUGGCACCCAAGAGCCAAUGCCACAAAGACAGUGAGGGGCCUAGGUGCCAGGGUGCCUGUCCCUCUCUAUGGAGAAGUAUGCCUGGGCCCACACUGUGGUGGGUUCCUGAGCUGCCAGGACAAUGGAGUCAUUGGGCAGAGGGUGCAUGGCACCGUGUGUGGAACUGUUACAGAGUUCAAACUCAAACAGAACUGAAUAUGUGUUAUGUAUAAUUGUUAUGUAUCAUUUAAACUCUACCUGUUUGCCGUCUUGAGAGUAUUCUAUGUAAGGCUCCCAAGGGAGAGCAAAAUGUACAUUUUGCCAGACUUUUAUGGGGCCAUGAAGUGCUUUAUUGAUGCAGUGGUGCAAGAUGCGACACUCCAGAUGUCACAGUGGUUAUGAUGCCUGCUGGAUUUUUAGGGCAAAAAAUGCACCUUGCUUUCAUGUUCAUCACUAAUCCAGAGCUGUUUUGUGCCCGUUGCUUGAUUGAACCACAGGCUCUUCCCAGAGGGACCUGGUGCAGCCAAGGCUCUCACAGUUACCAAAGAGCUCUCGUGGUCGUCCUGUGUGUGUGCCAGGGGCACAACUCCAGGAGAAGAAAGAACAGUCCCAGCAGAUGUUCUCAGGGUAUCAGCGCCUCCAGCAGGGUCGGGAAGCAGGGCUGGGAGAUGCGUUCAGACUUUGUUAACUUGUUAACAAGGCGUAUGAUGAUUUCGUGUUUCUUGAUGACAGAUUUUCUAAGCUUGGGACUUAUUUUCCCACGUGAGAAGUUAUAAUAUAUAUUUCAGAUAAGUUUCCUGCUUCAGUUGUGCCUUUCAGCGACAAUGGGUAAAGGAUCACAAAGGGUCAUAUUAAUAAUGAGGGUUGGUUUAUUAUCAAACCUGGACAGCUGUGGUUUCUCUAGUACAUUUUUUUCUUCUACUGAACAUGGAGCCAUUAUUAAAAGUUAUGUGUUUUUUAUUAUGUAAAUUUUAUGAUAUUUUUUGCUUGUUUGAUGUUCUAUUUUUCUAAUAGUUUUCUUUAUAGUUUCUUAUAAUGUGAUACUAGAUUUAGAUUCUGAUGCUAAUGGAAAAUCACGUUGGUCUCUGCUGGGCCCCUCCAUUUAUUAUAUUUUAUUUUUAUUUUAAGGACUAGUGCAGGUGUUAUCCAUCACCUUUAAAAAAUGUGAAACUGCUCUUUCCCCUUUUUGCUGACCACACUUGUAAAUUGACAACUUCCUACCAUACCUUAUGUUGUAAAAUCAAACUAUUUUUUGGUACAUUAUCUCAUGCUUCUGCAAAUUCUAAUAAAUUCUAUCUAUGGCUUCCA
This is a messenger RNA of Heterocephalus glaber (naked mole-rat), 6877 nucleotides long. It is a transcript of the gene Slc7a1, whose product is annotated as solute carrier family 7 member 1. Gene Ontology annotation, biological process: L-ornithine transmembrane transport; L-arginine import across plasma membrane. Gene Ontology annotation, cellular component: plasma membrane. The record is from RefSeq and is a predicted model, not a curated record. Gene Ontology annotation, molecular function: L-ornithine transmembrane transporter activity; L-lysine transmembrane transporter activity; L-arginine transmembrane transporter activity. Lineage: Eukaryota; Metazoa; Chordata; Mammalia; Rodentia; Bathyergidae.